ACAACGUCUUGUUCAUAAGUUAUUGAUCCGUGAAAUCCGAAUCUGCCAAUAUCGUUCGACCUUUACUGAACUGGGCCGCGGGGUGAGGCCCCACGCAGUCUGCGUGAUCUGCGUGUAGGGAGGGGCGGCCCUGUAUAAUAACGUCAUAUUAAAUGCAGUCAUUUGGUCUUUAGCAACAGCUUGUGAGAGCAGCGCAUUCAUCGGUGUUCGUUUUAAUGCUGCCAGUUUGUUGACGGCCUGUGUGUUGAUGGGACUUCUCAUGCUCCCUAAAUGUUUCCCCUGCCUUUCGCCAGUUCUUAAAUCCUCCUUUCACAAAACUCCCAUCCCUGAUCUUGUCUGCACUGACGAGCUUCUUUUCUAUAGCAGAGCAACAGAAGAAGCACACCGCAUUAUCACUUUCUCUUAUAGUGAAGCUUUUUAUAGACUGCCGACACCAAAAUAAUAACUCAAAAAUAGUAACUCAAAAUAAAACGUUUGUAUUGAUUUGUUUAGUGAACUUUUUGACGUUGCAGUUACAACUCUCCACCAACAGAUGGGGGUGCUGCAGCCCCCUCAGCACACCCCCUUCCCACGUCCAUGGCAGUAAAUCUAUUCCUUCCAGAACUAGUGACAUGAGGUAACUUUCCUUACAGAGACAGAACGUUUCUGAAUCUACAGUAGGAGGCUCUUUAUCAGUACAGCAACAGUUCAAGCAGAUAAAUCAACUCAUAAACAACCUAUAUAUUUGCGCGUUGCAGGAAACGGUUUUAUUAAUCAUGAGUCAGUCAGUGAAUAAGACUUAAAACAGAAAGUAGUUCAUUGCUAUUCCUCUGUCAUUCAGAUAUAUGUUAGGUCUGAAUAUGUUACCCAAACAUUUUAUACCUGUCUUGUGUUAAAAAAACAAAACAAUUCUCAACAAAUAUUUUGACUAGAAUUAUUUCAAUAGUGAAAUGAACACCAUGUUCAGUCUCUGAGAGCACAUGAUCUCCAGAUGAUUUAGAUUCUCUCCUCUCAUCCAUCGCUUUCUUUUUGGAAAUGGGUGUUUUACUAAUAUUACCCCUGACAGCAAGUAGAUGAUUUAGAUCUCUAUUUACAAUUGAACAUAAUGUAUGUUUUUUGUGGAUGACAUUCACACACACGCUGACAUCCUGUCAAGCUCUCUGAUUCUUUCUCUCUGACUCUACUGCUGUCACUUUUUUUGAAUACCACCUACUUAAGAAGAUCAUGUUUGUAGAGUAGUAAUGAACUUGUUAAAUAUACACAAUACAGGUGCAACAAAAUCAGUUUUUCUGUUUAGUUGUAAAAUGUACUUUUUCAGUUUUUAUAAUUCUGUUUUCUGGAAAGUUUCUGUUUUCCAAAGGGUAUUUAAAAUCAAAAGGGUCUGAGGCCAUUGUUCAAUUCUUCACCGUGGAUAAAUGGCACUUUCAGUCCGUCUGUCACUUUAAGGGAUGCAUUUCAGACAAAUGGCUCAGUCCCCAGUGUCUUGCUCAGGCAGCUCCUGUGUGUGUGUGUGUGUGUGUGUGUGUGUGUGUGUGUGUGUGUGUGUGUGUGUGUGUGUGUGUGGUGUGUGUGUGUGUGUGUGUGUGUGUGUGUGUGUGUGUGUGUGUGUGUGUGUGUGUGUGUGUGUGUGUGUGUGUGUGUGUGUGUGUGUGUGAGAUCGGGGUGGUAUGAACCGAGAAUAAAAGCGAGCUUCGUGAAGCCACAAGUGUCCAGUUAUUAGCAUGCUAGUCCAGUCACUGUGGCCCUCCUUCCUUUCUGCUCUCAGACUGUGGGCCUGCUGUUUGAGAAACUUCAACAAACAUGUGCAUUUACUGCCGAAACUCACGGGAGACACCUGCAUUAAUAGGGAGGACUUAUCUGCAUGGCAACAAUGCGAUGGAAAAGGGCAGCAACCUGUUGUAACUCAGGUUUUUAAAGGGUUUUCGUCAGCUUUAAGCAGACUUGGCACGUUUCAUCACAUCUUUCCUAACGUGGCCGUAUCCUGGAUACUACUCCGGCUUGCUAACUGUCAAAGGAGACAAGUCUUUUUUGGAAACAAAAGAAGCACUUGAAACCUCCACAUCUCCCAGUCCUCAGCAUUCCUGACCACAGCAGAAGGAUCCUCCAACUACAACAGCGGAGAAGCUCCACAGGACCACAAAGUGCCACAGCUUUCCUCCAGGAUGCUCAACCUCAACUCAUCGGAUGAGAACAGCAACAGGAGCUCUCUGCAGGACCCGGUGUCUCUGAACGUAGGGGGGGAGAUUUACACCACCACCCUGGACACUCUGACCCGCUGUCAGGACUCCAUGCUGGGGGCCAUGUUCACCGGGCAGAUCCCCGUGCUGAGAGACAGCAGAGGAAAUGUCUUCAUCGACCGUGAUGGGAAAGUCUUCCGGUACAUUCUGAAUUACUUGCGCUCCAGCGCCCUGGACCUGCCCGACGGCUUCUCAGAGCUGGCACUGCUGCGGAGGGAGGUGGACUUCUUCCAGAUACGCCCCCUGCUGGAGGAGCUCUGCCGCUACGAGGCAGCAGUGCCUCUCAGCCUCAAAGGAGGGCCCCUAGGAGCCAUGAUCAUGGUCAAUGUGGAGUCCAAGGUCCGUAUUCUUCACUUUAACUUACGCCACGCGCCGGAGAACUACGAGCUGCGCACAUGCCUAGUGGCAGCCUUCACAGUGGAGCUCUUCUGUACCUGGAGAGCCUUCAUGGCCCUUCUUUGUGAGCGCUUCUCCUACAAAACCUCCAAAGGUCUCACCAGCCCCCAUCCAUCCAACCCGAGUCAGAACCGGCUGAAACUGGAGUGGGUGCCGCGGCCCGAGGAGCUCCCGCAGGAGCAGUACGUCAAGCAGCGCUACCAGGGACUGACGGUGUGUAACACCGAGGUCACGCAGUCAGGUGACAUCAGCGCGCACCGUGAGAUCACAGACAUGCAGGGCUUUGUGGAGGAGCUGCUGAAGUUGUCUUUGGCUGAAGGCUUCAAGGUGGAUCUGGUGACGCCUGAUCCUGUGGAAAUCCUCAACUGCACCUCGCUUCGUCUUAUCAAAUGCUAAGAUCUGCGCCAAGAACAUCAAGUAAAAAAACCCAGAACAUGCCAAGUGGAUGAAAUAUGGUUUGAUCUCUCUAGACACAACUGAACCAGUGAAUCCAGUAGGUUAGGGUUGAGGUUAGCCUUUAAUAUGGGGUGUUUGAAAUAAUAUGGAAAUAUAUGUUUUCGUCGGUCUCUGUGUCUGUCACAAUGUCAUAGUGUUGUUAACCAUAAUGGAUAACAAAUUGUGUUAAAUCUGGGUUAGCGCUUUCUUCUACGUCCAACACAACACUUUAGAUCCAUCUGUGAAAUAUAUUGUUCAUUUACUACAAUAUAAACUAUGCUGAGUUCUUGUUUCAUGUUGAUCAUGUCUAAGAGCAAUGAAGCACAGUAAAAUAAAAAUCUCUUUUUGGGAAA
Molecule: messenger RNA, 3400 nt
Organism: Gymnodraco acuticeps
Lineage: Eukaryota; Metazoa; Chordata; Actinopteri; Perciformes; Bathydraconidae
Product: BTB/POZ domain-containing protein KCTD21-like
Exons: 2
Coding region: 2142-3008 (288 amino acids)
Biological process (GO): protein homooligomerization
Molecular function (GO): protein binding
Source: RefSeq, a predicted model, not a curated record